UAUCUUAUAUAGUUUUUGUUCUAGCUAGAAAAUAAGCAUGAAGGGUAUCGCUGCCACCGUUGUUUGUAUGCUUAUAGGCACGUCGUCGGCCUUUAACGAUAUAGUCAACAACACACUUAGCGUGGUCGACGCGCUGCUAGCCUUUAACAACACAAUCAACGACACUCAUAGCGUGGUAGACACAUCAGUUGUUUCAGCAGUGAUUAGACCGAUUAUGUGGGACGUUGCUCCGGAGUUGUACGAGUACCUUAAGCGUGGCGACAUCAGAAACGGCCCGUUGGAUUUGUUGGUGAAAAUGCAUGUCAACCUUACGUCUAUUAACUGGAUGAUCAAUCAAAAGGAUACCAGGCAGGUCAAGAGAGAACUUAUAGCAGAUUCCGUGGCGUCACAAGCAGGCUUGACUGAUUAUGCCACAGUGGUAUGGAUUGUAUCUUUGAAUGACAGCAAUAGAGGUUUCAGCGAGGCGCCAAUGGCUAUCCACACGCGCGGCAGUUACAUCUUAGACAAGAGAGGCACUUGUGGUGGGUGGUUAACGAAGAAGUACUAUCAGUUAAUCCUGAAGUUCCGGAACGGUAAACUAGAGGUAUGGUUACGAGAGAAUUAUUACGCAUUCACCGCCAUGGCCAUAUUGCUAUGGGCCAAUAUCGACACAAUAACAGACUUCAUCGCAGGUAAAGCUACGGGUGGCCUGAUUAAACAGCUAUGCAAUAGGGGAUCUGAUUAUACCACCAUCACUAAGACUGGCGCAACCAUUACAUAUGAGAUCGGCUGGGCACUUUAUACGACCAGUGAUAAUUGUGAUACCACUGCUAACGAGCGGGAGAUAUCUGAUUUAUCUAAGUGGGCUAUUCAGCAAGCAGAUCAGAUACACAUGUUGUCGUGGUGCCAGCGCUAUAAACACGGCGGUUCAUGGUGGGCUGACGUAAGAUUCAAACGCUGGGAAGAUGGUUACUGGUGUUCCCAGAACUUAUGGAGUAUCCCAUGCGAAAGCACCUAAUGUCAUACAGGUUGCUGUGUUUAUCCACGUGGGAUAAGAUCGCAGAGGUGUGCGAAUGCAGUAUGGUGUUAUAGACAGGUCAUAAUGGUGUAUAUAAAAUAAAAUAUGAAUAUAUAUAGGUCA
Molecule: messenger RNA, 1120 nt
Organism: Babjeviella inositovora NRRL Y-12698
Lineage: Eukaryota; Fungi; Ascomycota; Pichiomycetes; Serinales
Exons: 1
Coding region: 38-997 (319 amino acids)
Source: RefSeq, a predicted model, not a curated record